Entamoeba dispar SAW760 is the source of this 1623-nucleotide messenger RNA. RefSeq lists its product as uncharacterized. The transcript has a single exon. The record is from RefSeq and is a predicted model, not a curated record. NCBI's taxonomy places the organism in Eukaryota, Evosea, Mastigamoebida, Endamoebidae. The coding region runs from base 1 to 1623 and encodes 540 amino acids.
AUGAGAUUAGGACAUAAUGAAAUAAUGAUAACAUCAAUGUACUUUAAUAGUAUUAAUGACUUUAUUAAUUUAGAGGUUGGUGUUAAAAGAUUUAGAGGAAAUAUGGAACGAUUUCAUUUUAAUCCAAUUCCAUUAAAUGAAUAUUCAAGAAAAUUAUUUCCUAAUAUUGAAACAUUUCAUAUUUAUAAUAAAAAAGAUAAAGUGUUUAAAGAUGGAAGAAUAUUUAAAAAAGUAAUAUGGUAUAAAGUAGAUUAUUCAAUAUAUUUAAAGGAUGAAAGAAAAGGAAACGUAUUUAAAAAUAUCGAAUAUACAAAAUCAGAUAGAAUGAAAUAUGGAAACAAAAUACCAUCAGAAGUUAAAUUAAUUGGAGAUGGAUGUUUUGAGUCAUGUGAAGAAAUAACAAGAAUUAAUAUACCAACAACAAUUAGUGAAAUAGGAAUUAAUUGUUUUAAAAGAUGUACAUCAUUAAUAUUAGUUAAUAUACCAACAGUAAUUAGUAAAUUAUCUAAUAGUUGUUUUUAUUCAUGUGUUUCAUUGAAUAAUAUUAAUAUUACAACAUCAAUAAGUGAAAUUGGUGAUUAUUGUUUUUAUGAAUGCACAGGAUUAACUGGUAUUAAUAUUCCAACAUCAAUAAGUGAGUUAGGGUGUUAUUGUUUUUGUGGAUGUUCGUCAUUAAAUUCUAUUAAUCUACCAUCAACAAUUCAGAAAUUAGGGAAUAAUUGUUUUUGUAAUUGUACAUCAUUAAAUGGUAUUAAUAUUCCAACAUCAGUUAGUAAAAUAAGUGACUGUUGUUUCAAAAAUUGCAGACUUAUGAAUAGUAUCAUUAUUCCAACAUCAGUUAUUGAGUUAGGAAAUCAAUGUUUUAAUGGCUGUAUCUCGUUAGUAUCAUUUAACGUACCAACAUCAAUAAGUAAAAUAACAAAUAAUUGUUUUAAAAAAUGUCCAUCUUUAAUUAACAUCACUAUUUCAACAUCAGUUAAUGAAUUAGGUGAUUCUUGUUUUAGUGAUUGUGUUUCUUUAUCAUCAAUUAUUAUACCAACAUCAAUAAGUAAAAUAGCAAAUAAUUGUUUUAAUGGAUGUGUAUUAUUAACAGCAAUUAGUAUUCCAUCAACAAUAAAUAAAAUAGAAGAUAAUUGUUUUAAUGGAUGUACAUCAUUAACAUCAAUCACCAUACCAACUUCAGUAAGUGAAAUAAGAAACUAUUCCUUUUAUGAAUGUUCUUCACUUGUAAAUAUUACUAUCCCAACAACAAUUAGAUUAAUAGGAGAUUAUUGUUUUUAUGAAUGUACAUCAUUAACAUCUAUCAACAUUCCAACAUCGGUUAGUGAAAUAGGUAAUAGUUGUUUUGAAAAAUGUUCUUCAUUAAAAGAGGUUAUUUUACCAUCAUCUAUUUGUAAAAUUCCUGACAAUUGUUUUAAAGAAAAUAAAUCAUUGAAUAUAAUAACAGUCCCAAUAACAAUCAGUAAAAUAGGAAAUUACUGUUUCUAUAGAUGUACAUCACUUAAACAAAUUAAAUUUCUUUCUUUACCUUCUGAUUUAGGAAAGUCGUGUUUUAAUGGUUGUGCUUGUGAACAUUUAUUAAAACAAAAUACUAACAUACCUGGGCGUUGUUUUAAUGUCUAA